CUUAUUGACAAACACACAAGUCAAGUGCAAUUUAAAGUGUUUUUCUCUCUAAAGUUAUAAAUAUGAUCAUUGUAUGUAAAAUGAUUUGUCGCAUUUCAAUUACGCUAUGGGUGUUAGCAAUAUGUCAAGCAGAUUCAGAUCCAACAAUUUGUGUGGAAACUCAUCUUGGCACAGUGAAGGGUAAACAAAUGGAAUCGCGUUCUGGUGAUAAAUUUUGGGCAUUUCUUGGUGUACGUUAUGCCCAACCCCCUGUGGGUGAACUGCGAUUUCAGAGUCCACAGCCGGUUAAGGCCUGGAAACCCAAAAUUUUAGAUGCUACUGAAGAUGGUCCCAUAUGUCCACAAAUAACAGUUAAUUUAACCUAUCUGUCCGAGGAUUGUUUACGUUUGAAUGUUUAUACUAAAGACAUAAAAGCACGAAAACCAGUUAUUGUGUAUUUGUAUCCAGGAGGAUUUUAUUUCGGUGGAUCUAUUAGUCUUUAUGCUGGACCAGAGAAUUUCAUGGAUCGAGAUAUUGUAUUAGUAACAUUAAAUUACCGUUUGGGUUCGUUGGGAUUUUUGGCUACGGGCACUACAGAUGCUGCUGGUAAUAUGGGUUUAAAAGAUCAAGUCAUGGCUUUACGUUGGGUACAACAACACAUUGAAACAUUUGGUGGUGAUCCCGAUUCGGUAACUUUGUGGGGCUAUAGUGCUGGUAGUUUCAGUAUUGGAUUGCAUGUUAUGUCUCCUAUGGCGAGGGGUCUAUUUCAUCGAGGUAUUAUGAUGAGUGGCACACCACUGGCUCAAUUUAAAUAUAAGACACAUCAAUUGGAUUUAGCUGAACGACAAGCUCGACUUUUGAACUGUCCAGUGAAAUCGAUAAAGGAAAUGGUAAAGUGUUUGAAAACGAAACCCAUGAUGGAUUUUGUGAAUACGACAAUGGGUAUGUUUGAGUAUGGUUUUAAUCCUCUCCUAAAUUGGGUGCCAGUUAUAGAAAACGAUUGUGGUGAAAAUCAAGAACGUUAUCUUAUAGAAGAUCCAUAUACUACCAUGUCCAAAGGUAAUAUCUUUAAAGUUCCUUUGAUAACUGGCAUGACAGAAUAUGAAUUUUAUAAUCUAGCCUACUUCACUAUGCGCAAUGAUACAGAACGUGAAUAUUUUAAUAAAGAUUUUGCAAAAUAUGCACCUAUUUACUUUUCCUAUGAACGUGAAACUCCGAAAUCGCAAGAAAUUAGUGCCGCAUUUCGUUCAUUUUAUUUUCAAAAUAAAUCUCUUGAAUAUCCUAAAUCUUUACAAUCAUUCGUUGACUUUUAUGGUGAUGGAGCGAUUUGUUUUAGCCUUCGUUAUUUACAAAUGGUUUCACAAUUUACUCCCGUCUAUACGUAUGUUUUUAACUACAAAGGACGUUAUAGUCAUUUUGUAAAUCCCGAUACGAAUCGGACAAUAGGUGCGGUACAUCAUGAUGAAUUACUGUAUCUACUAAAACUUCCACUACUUACACCGCAAUUCGAAAAAACCGAUCCAGAAAAUAUCGUUAUAGAGCGUUUGACUAGAUUUUGGUUUGAAUUUGCCCAAAAAGGAGACCCCAAUAAUGUUUCCGAUGAAUAUUUGAAAUCAGUUAAAUGGCCAUUGUAUUCACAGGACAAAAAACAAUAUUUAGAAAUUGGUCAAAAUUUGAAUGUUAAAUCAAAUGCUAAGUUAGAAGAACGCUCACAGUUGUGGGAUCGUCUAUUUCCCAUAUCGGAAAUGUUAAACCAAAUUGGAGAGCAAUGCAAAAUUUAAGACAAAUUUUAUUCAUUUCGUAUUGAAAGGGUAUUAUUUUUUAACAAAAAGUUA
Messenger RNA from Lucilia cuprina (Australian sheep blowfly), 1814 nucleotides. Its product is annotated as juvenile hormone esterase-like. NCBI's taxonomy places the organism in Eukaryota, Metazoa, Arthropoda, Insecta, Diptera, Calliphoridae. The transcript has 4 exons. The record is from RefSeq and is a predicted model, not a curated record. The coding region runs from base 63 to 1760 and encodes 565 amino acids.